AGGCCCGAGCCAUGGCCGACACGCCGGCGGCCGUCGCGGGCCUCGACUUCGACCCCGUCGAAUUGCUAGAGACGGAGUUGAAAGCGGCCGAUAGAGCGCGGCGUCUGAGAGCCGUACGAGGUUUGUCCGCCGUCGCGACGGCGUGUGGGGUCGAGGCCGCCAAGGCUCGGGUGCUGCCGGUCAUCGAGGCGCACGUUUCUGCCGGUGGCGAAGAGGAUGAGGUCCAUUUGAGGAUCGCCGAGGUCCUCGAUUUCAGCUUCGUGACGUGUCUCGGGGGUGGUGAUUCAGCACAGUUAUUGCUGCCGGUCCUAGAAGCUUUAUGCAGGGUCGAGGAGACGACGGUGCGAGACCGAGCCUGCGUAUCGUUAGCUGAUAUCUUAGAAAAGUUGGACGCGGGCAAGGCGCCGAAGACCGGCGAUCGCGUCGUGAAGCUCGUGUCUCAGUUAGCUGAUCCUUCCGGGGAAGCCUCGGGCUUCGGGUCGAAGUGCUCGGCCGCGGCGCUCUGCGCUCCGGUCCUAGCGUUUCUGGCGCGAUGUUCGGAUCGCGACGACGACAAGAACAAGGUCCGAAAAGUUUUCAGAGGCGUUUGUGAGGAUGAUGCGCCUUUGGUAAGGCGGGCAGCGGCCGCGAAGCUUUCGGAGGUCUGUGCGUCGAUCGACGGGCCCCAGGACUUCGCCACGUCGUUGACGCCGUCCAUCACGAAGCUGCUGGAAGAUGAGCUCGAUGCGGUUCGGGUCGUGGCCGUGUCUCAACUAGGUGCCGUGUUGCGAGAGGAGAAGUGCCGAGCGGGCUCGGAGGCCUGGUCCCGGACCAUCCAGCAGGAUCUGGAGAGUGAUGGUGAGGCAGCAUGGUAUUCCACACAACCCGCAGCUCGAGUAGUACAUGCGGCGCACAGCGAUACGUCCUGGCGGGUCCGCGAAGCCGUCGCGAAAAGUUUUGAUGGGUACUGCGCCUAUCUCUCGGCGCAAGCAGACGCGGAGAGCGUGGCUCCCGGUUUGCUGGACGCCUUCGCUUCAUUACUAGACGACGGAGAAGUGGAAGUGCGAGCCGCGGCGUUCCAGUCGUGUGUGGCGGUCGCGAAGCUCCUCCCGAAGCACUUCGCCGCGUCGGAAGGCGUCAUGGCGUCGACCUGCGGCGGUGCGGACAAUCGCGUCGAGUUCAAGGUACGGCUCGCGGCGGCCGGUGCUUUGGCACGAUUAUUGGGCGCAUUAGCUCCGGUAAAUGGCGCCCCCCAAACGGCCCAGGACACGAUUUUUAGGACCGUCGACGCUCGAUUAUUCAGUGAUGAGCACGUCGAGGUCGCUCUCGCGACGCUAGGUGCUCUAGCGGACGUCGUGCCACACCUCAACGAAGAGGCCGCGGCACGAGUGGCAGCUUUAUGUGCCGCGAACCCCGUGAGUGAUAAUUGGAGAGUGAGAAGAGCACUACUGAACGCCCUGCCCGCACUAGCCCAAGCGAGAGGCAAAAAGGCCUUCGAGGAACAGCUCGUCACGGGUUUAGUGGAACGGUUCCGCGACCGCACCGCGGAGGUGCGCAAGUCGGCGGUUUCAAUACUAGCUCGAUUACGAGAUCUACCUGAAAACGAGGAGGACGAGGACGGCCCUCGCUUAUUUGAUGGGGACUGGCUCAUGUCGAAUGUGGGUAGCAAGCUCAAGAGCGGCUACGGGGACCUCGAAAAGUACCUACAUCGGGUCACGGUGGUCCAGGCCUUCGAGCAGCUGAGUCACGACCAGCUCGCGCCGGAGCACGUCGAGGUCAUCGUGGAGUUUCUGUGCGAGGCCGCCAGGGAUCCCGUGGCGAACGUCCGUUUUACCGCGGUGAAGGCGCUGGAGACAUGUUCUAAACAUGCUGGCGACGAGGCCGUCUCGACGCACAUCCGGCCCCUGUUGGAUUCGCUCAAGGAGGACGGGGAUGAUGACGUGCGCGCGCACGUCGCGAGCGCGGCCGCGGCGCUGUAGAGGGUGAUUUUUGGUGGGGUCACACAUAAACUACGUUC
Pelagomonas calceolata is the source of this 1996-nucleotide messenger RNA. The record is from the annotation of a GenBank genome assembly. NCBI's taxonomy places the organism in Eukaryota, Pelagophyceae, Pelagomonadales, Pelagomonadaceae.